GUGACUAUCAUCCAGGCCUUUUGUGCCUGUCUUCUCUUCACGACCCCAACUUGGCCUCGGUCAGCAAAUUGCACAAAGAUGUGACUAUUUUCUAUGAACCCCCCAGCAGUGGGGUCGCUAGCAGCUAAUCACAUCACCUGUCUGUUUUACGGAGGACUUGCAUUCGCGAUAUUGCCUUGCAACACCUCUGUAUUCCUUCCUAAGAACUGUCCGGCGUACCUGCGACUUAAUUUGUUGUUAUCAAAAAAGCCAACUUCCGAUUUGCUCUGCUGUAGAGAGCUAUUUAACUGAACGCGAUAGAACGAGACCCGCGGAGUUUGUGUAUAUACAGUAGUGACCUUCCACAAUGUUCUUCGAAUUCUUAGCCACUGAGCUCGUGCUCCACGUGUUCUACUCCUGCGAUUCCAUCGCCGAUGUUCUCAACUUGUCCCAAACAUGCCACCGAUUUCAUAGAAUUUUCAUCGGUUCGCAAAAACUACCUGUCCUAGCCAACGCCGCUGAAGCCGAAUAUGGCCCCUUACACGAAAUUGUUCAACUUGUUACGCAAAAUGCAAGCCAACCUGCGCAUAAAGUCCGUCAAGCACCAAUGUCAACUAACUUACUGGAGCAAAUUGUCCAAGUUGGAAGGGUAGCAAGGCGCUGGGAGGAAAUAUAUCCUAUCAAAAAAUGGAAAGCCGACUAUGAGAAUCGGCGACUUUUAACCGAUAUAGAGCGUUUCCGUCUCCGACGCGCUAUAUACCGGCUUUGGCUUUACUCGCGGGCGUUUCAUAGUCCUUCGUUCCCGCGUACUUCGCGGGUUGUUCCGGUCAUUGUACGAGAGCGUGCUGAGCUGCUCCACAAUUGGUCGACCAGUGAAUUGGCGGAAAUGGAAGACGUUCGACUAGUCAUUCGCGACGUCGUUCAAAAUCACAUAUGUCCGAGUAAUGGGACUAUCCAGCGCAAGUUUCACAAGCGUUAUCCGGACGCUAAAAACUCAUUGUUGUUUAAUAUACAUCUCAACUACCCUCCACCUACAACAGAAUUUAUCACGAGCAGCAGCAACCAUAAUAGCUUUGAUACCUUUUUCUUCAGCUCCCGCUCAUCCCAUAGCGGUCCUAGUGAUGACAACGGACCAUUUUGUCACCACACAUCUCCACCAAACAAAUACGCUACUAAAUUUCGGUCCGAUCUAUACCAUGAGCCCGGUCUUGAAGGUUGGGGUGAUGAAAUACCACACUAUUACGUGGUUGAGGACAUGCUGAAGUUGGAUCCAAGUCAGGUCCUGUGGUUACGGGAGAACACAUUGUUAAAGGAGCAUGUGGAAAGAUAUAUUAAGUCCAUGGGGGAGUGGUUUGAAAACAACGGAGAGACAUUUGCGCAGACGCUAGAGUGGGUGGUCAAUGAGCGUGGAGAGGACAUACUCUCAUUUCGAGAGGCUAUUAGUGACGGGGAAUUAGGGAUUGCAAGGACUGGGUAA
Molecule: messenger RNA, 1456 nt
Organism: Coccidioides posadasii C735 delta SOWgp
Lineage: Eukaryota; Fungi; Ascomycota; Eurotiomycetes; Onygenales; Onygenaceae
Source: RefSeq, a predicted model, not a curated record